This is a messenger RNA of Equus quagga, 711 nucleotides long. RefSeq names its product paraneoplastic antigen Ma6F-like. The record is from RefSeq and is a predicted model, not a curated record. Lineage: Eukaryota; Metazoa; Chordata; Mammalia; Perissodactyla; Equidae. The transcript has a single exon. The annotation marks the transcript as partial.
AUGCUCGAGAACAAGCUGAGGAGGAUGCGUCUGGAGAGGAGGCCGCCUGACUUCCUGGGGAUGCUGCAGCUCAUUCGGGAGACGGAGGCGUGGGAGGCCGCUCCGGCUAGAAGUGAGCAGUUCCACAUGGAAGAAGGGGCCCAGCUGGACGUUGGAGACCUAGCCACCUGCCAGGGUGCCCUGGCCCAUGAAGAUGCUGCACCGGCCCGUGAAGAUGCCGCCCAGGCCGCAGCAGCCAGUGAGGUCACCACUGAGGGCACCCCCGUCACUGCAGAAGAAAGCAAGGCCUCCCCACCCAAGGAAGAUACCACCCUGGCUGCCCUUUCCAAGCAAGACACCUCUGAGGCCGCCCCAGCACGUGAGGAGGCGGAUGAGGCAGCUCCUGACACCCAUGAUGCUGCCAGGGCGGCCCCUGCCCCUCAGGCGACCACCAAGGCCUCCCCUUCCACUGGGGAAGUUGAAAAUGCUCCUACUCCUGCGGGGCUAGGUCAGGCAGGACCUUCAGAGGCCCCCGGGGACCCCACCCCUGCCCAGAUGGGCCGUACUUCCGGGGGGGGCCCAGGAGGUCCUGGCAGUGACCUAGAAGUCCUGGCUCAGGCAGGAGACCAGGAGGCCGAGCAGACCCCCAAGGAGGGGCUCAUCCAGGAGGAGCCAGGAGACGAGGACGGGGCUGAGGAGAUGAGCCGCCCCGAGUCCUCCUCGGGCAAGUAG